Messenger RNA from Melampsora larici-populina 98AG31, 864 nucleotides. RefSeq lists its product as uncharacterized. NCBI's taxonomy places the organism in Eukaryota, Fungi, Basidiomycota, Pucciniomycetes, Pucciniales, Melampsoraceae. Bases 1 to 864 code for a protein of 287 amino acids. The transcript has 4 exons. The record is from RefSeq and is a predicted model, not a curated record.
AUGUCAGCGACUCGAUUUGCCCCUCAUCUGGCCAAGUGCCUUAAGCUUGGUGCCCGAGGACAAACAGCUAAAAAAGGGCUUAAUUCGGAUCCAAGCAAGAUCGGAGGUUUACCAUACUCAGAUAAGAAGAAGCUGGGGAAUUCACAAAAUCCAAAGAAACGUGGGCGUCCAAAGAAGAAUGCAGCUGGCCCUUCUGAUUCUGAGGCCCUACCUCCAGGUGGCGAACGCCCGAAGAAAAAUAUCGUUACUACUCCAGAACGUGAUGCUAUGCUAUCGAGUGCGAUCACCAACGCCACCCAAAGGUUAACUAUGCAGAAACUUACUGGUACUCAGGCUUCUUCAAAUCCUGCCUCUCUCAACCGACCCUUAGUCCCACCUCAUCCACUAUCUCAGAGUCAUAUCAUUCCAUCAACAUCUAUGGCCGACAACGGAGUUCCACCACCUCCCAAAGUGAUGCUGAAGCGAAAGAAAAAGAAACGCUCUCAAAGUCAACGCUCCAGACAUUCAUCACAGGCAUCUUCAUCAUCAGAUAGUGAUUAUGAAAUGGUUGCGCAAGAGAUGGAACAGGAGGAAGAUUCCGAGAAUACCAACAAUCCGCAUUCAAGACCAGGAGGGGUACAACAAGGAAUUGAAAAUAGAAUAGAGCCGGUUGAUACGGCUCAGAAGAAACUUGAGCAAGGUGGGCCGAUGUCGAAUGCUCCUCAAGACUCGCGCAUCACCGGCACAGUCUCACCGGCUCCUGCCAGAGGUGCCAGUUUGGUCGAUAUUCCUGCACCAUCUCCCAAAGUAAUUCCAAUGCGCCCGCCCCUCAAGCGAAAAUCCAGCUCGCAAGCUGACUCGACAGACGGGACAGAUAGUGAAUGA